Messenger RNA from Phragmites australis (common reed), 2552 nucleotides. Its product is annotated as chloroplast envelope membrane protein-like. Gene Ontology annotation, cellular component: membrane. The record is from RefSeq and is a predicted model, not a curated record. The coding region runs from base 750 to 2024 and encodes 424 amino acids. NCBI's taxonomy places the organism in Eukaryota, Viridiplantae, Streptophyta, Magnoliopsida, Poales, Poaceae. The transcript has 9 exons.
GUAGACCAGCUAAGCUAAGCUAAGCUAGGCCCAUCCAAUCCAUCGUCACCCAAUCCACUCCGCCUCCUCCGGCGUCUUCCCUUCGCCGCUGCCCAAGCGACAGCUCCACUCUCACCGCCGCCGCAGCCGACACAUCCACUCAGGCUGCCUUCCUCCCUCCGCUGCCGGCCAAUAGCUAGCCACCUGCGAGUGCUAGGCCACCACCACCACAAUUCGCCGCCGAGGGGCUCGCCGGCAACCCAGCGGCGCCACAGAGUGAUCGGGCGGCGUAGGCGCGGACAAGUGCUUGGGGGAGCUGCAGGUUACCAGAGCAUUUUUUUCUCUUCUGGAUUAAUAAUACCACCAGCAGUGACAGCGAUCUUCUUGGUUGCUGCAACAUAGCCAAGAGCGCGAGAAACAGGCCUUGAGUUGUUUCGAGGUUAUAGGAUUCUCUUAGAUUUCUUGGUUCAAAGGCGCCAAGGUUUUACUUCCUUCGGAUUGCUGCUUCCGCAAAGGAGGCAAGAAACUGUUUUAGGAUUGAUUGUUGGUGAAAUUGAGCGAGGGGAAUAGAGUGGUUGCUGGAACUUCUGUGCCAAUGUGUGCUUAUGUUGCUUCUUGGUUUCUUGAUGUGGAGGUUGCAAUGUUACAAUGAUACACAAUGUGGACAUUAAUUAGGGGAAUGCUGAUGACAUGAGCCUGUGGCCACUCCAGGUUCAUUUGCCCUUGUUUUCUAAGUAUCGCUGGGGCUAGGAAAAUGUGGUUUCCGUUUCAUGACCUUCAUGAGCUGUUCUGCGGUCAGCUCUAACGGCAUUGCCCUCCGGCUUCUCAUAGAGGAGAGGAUCCGGUGCCGGGGUGUGUGCGCAUGUGAAAUGCUCGCUCUUGGUUCCCAGAGGAGGAGGGUGAGGCACCCAGUGAUCUUCGCGAAGAAGAGGAGGCGGCCCAAGAGGUGGCAGCGGCCGUGGUGGAAGACAUUUUUCUCGGAUUGGAACGAUGAUGAAGAGAGUUUGUCUGGCUGGAGAGAGGAUGAUGAAUUGCUCGAGGAGAUUAGCAGUGGCAAAGAACUGUCUAACAAUGAGAAGUUUGAAACAUGGAAGAGGAAAGCCGAGGCUAUUGUUGAGCUGAGGGAAGCCCAGCAGAAUGCUAUGAAUGCCGAGGAGCAGUCGUGGGAGGAUUGGAUCAGUGGAGGCAGCACAACAGGGGGCGGUGACUGGGGCGGGGAUGUGAGUGUGUUGGACCAGAUAACUGACGAUCCUGCUGAGAUAGUGAGGGAUAAGAGCUUUAUUGAAGUUUUCAGAGAUUCCAUUGAUGAAGAUUAUGAGGACAUGUUGUUUGAAGACCGAGUUUUCCUGUAUGCCUCAACGAACUCGGCCAAAUUCCUGGCAUUACUGAUCGUGGUGCCAUGGGUGAUAGAUUUUCUAGUUCAUGACUAUGUUAUGAUGCCCUUUCUAGAAAGGUAUGUCCAGAAGGUGCCACUUGCUGCUGAGCUGCUUGAUGUAAGACGCAGCCAGAAGCUCCAGAUGGUUAAAGACCUAAACAUUGAGAAGGCAAGAUACCGUUUUGAAGUAGAGAUUGGUAAAUCUCCACCACUUUCUGACGGGGAGGUCUGGUCAGAGUUGCGGGAAAAAGCGAUAGAGUUGAGAGAUGACUGGAGAUUAGAAAACCGGAAAGCUUUUGCAAAUAUAUGGUCUGAUAUGGUUUAUGGGAUUGUGCUAUUCCUUCUUAUCUGCUUCAACCAGAGCAAAGUUGCAAUGUUGAAGUUCACAGGAUACAAGUUGCUAAAUAACAUUUCGGACAGUGGGAAGGCCUUUCUUAUUAUUCUAGUGUCAGACAUCCUUCUAGGGUACCAUUCAGAGUCAGGUUGGCAUACAUUGAUAGAAGUUAUUCUCGAGCACUACGGGCUUGAAGCCGAUCAAGCUGCAGUCACAUUUUUCGUUUGUCUGGUUCCAGUUGCCCUGGAUGUAUUCAUAAAGUUUUGGGUAUACAAAUACCUUCCAAGAUUAUCUCCUAGUGUGGGCAACAUUUUGGAUGAAAUAAAGCGCCACUAGAGAAUUUUUCCAUCAGGUUUUAGUUUCUUUCAUUAGGGAAUCGCUUGGAAAAUGUCACUUUCCAGGUAACAUUCAAUGAAUCAUUUGGACUAGUAUUUCUACUUUUCAACUCUUAAGGAACUCUUCUUCUGAAGGCCUUACUUAUGAUGCCUGCCUGGUCAGCAGCCAAGUAUCAGGCUAUUUGCCAUGACUGGGAAUUUCAGGAACCCGAACAAGUUCUUAUCCUAAAAACUAUGUCAUAUGAAAGAUUCUGUGCUAGAGAUACUCUCCGGGUGAACAACAAGAUUCUGCACCAUAGAUACCCAACAGGAAAAUUCAGGUUCUUUUGAUCUGAUAUUUAUCAAUGGCAAGCAAUUUUGCUUUAGAAAUUGUCACGUGUGGAGCCUUAUAUCGUUUCAAUUUUGUGCUGUGCAACUUCUAAAGAAACUAUUAUAUAUGUACAAACAACUGAUGUGCAGUGGCAACUUAUUCGUCCUUGUGGCAUUGAAAUGCCAUUACAGAAAUUAUCAUUUACAUUUUCUUGUUCCA